GAAUGUUUAAUUCAUGGUGAAUGCUGAUAUUGCCGAUUACAAAUAUUACAAUACCUAUAAUUUAUAAUUCUUUUUCUCGUAUUUAGAUUAUUAUAAAAUACUGUAGAGAAUCAUAAUACUCAACUCAACUACGUACUCAAAACUACAAUCUGAGGAAGGUAUCUUCAGUACAAAAACUCUAGCUACAAAUUACAAAUGGACCUUGAAGAAGACUCUGAUAGCAAUAUUAGCAUUACUUCUAGCAAUAUUAGCAUUACUUCUAGUAAUACAUCUUCUGAUUCUGAUACUGAUCGCUCUGAUUUCGCCGAGGCGUUUUCACCAAAAUCUCAACCAUUAGAUAGCAAGGUAAACAAAUCAGGAAUGAGAGAUACUAAAAAAAGAAGAAAUUCUGGCUGCUCUGACUCUUCUGAAGAUGCUGCUAAGAAACGACCUCUAUUAACUAAUGUGAAUCCUUUGAAUCCCACAAUAACAGUCCAAGAUAUUCAUGUUGCUGAGGCCCCAUUUCGUUCAGAAGUAACAUUCACUUUUAUAAUAAAGGAUUUUAUCAAAAAGCUUUCUACACCAAAUAAUGGACUUCUCACUAAUCUAUUCUAUGUGAGAAAUUUGGCAUGGAGGUUGAAUUUGCAGCACUAUUUUUCCCCAACCCGUCAAGUUGAUUCUUUUGGGUAUUAUAUUAGAUGCAGUGGGCAUGAUGGCUCACCAGAAUGGUCUUGUCGUGCUGUUGUUGAAUUACGUAUCCUUCCCUUUGGCCGUGAAAUUUUUUCCAGAAGACUGGAACAUGAAUUUUCCUCUGUUGAAGACACUGCAGGAUUUUCCAAUUAUUUGGAUUGGAAGGAUAUACAAGAUCCAGCAAAAAAGUUCAUAGAAGAUGAUGUUUUGACAGUUCAAAUAUAUAUUGCAGCUGAUGAACCAAAAAAUGUUUCCUUCAAGAUUAUAGAGUGUUCUACAAGAUCUACUCCAGAUGUGGCGAUAAUCGACCCAGAUAAAAGAAAACCCGAACCGAAAAUGGUACACAUCCUGCCAGACGAGAUGUUGGAAACUCUGGUGUGUGUGGAUUGCCAAAAAUAUUUGUCAGUGAAACCAGUAAUGAUUCAAGCAGGAGGGGAGAUUAUAUGUGGCAGAUGCUCCGAGUACUAUGAUGACGGUGUUAUUUCCCUAUUUGGAAUAAUGGCAGAUCAUUGUCUCUUCAGGUGCGUCAACAGAUAUGACGGUUGUCAAGAACUUUUAACGUAUCAAGAAGUUGAAGAACAUGAAACCGAGUGUAAAGGUAGAGAGACCACUUGUCCACUUUGUGAAAGAACAGUAAUAAUACCAACUUAUAAAAUUAUCAAGCAUUUUGAAACUAAUCACAAAGACAAUGUCUUAGAUGCACCGUGUUUUGAGAUAGACUUGAUCAGUUCAUUGAGAAUAUCCAAGCUUUUUCUUUACAAAGAGAAGAACAGCAUAUUUUUUAUCACUUUCGGGACAUCGGGAACUUGUUUGAUUCUGAACACUUAUUUGUUGGGCUUGCCUAGAGAAGCAAAGAUGCAUUUCCAAAAGUACACUGUGAGUCAUGCAAAUUGGGAGAUUUCUACAGAGGAAAAAGCAUGUUUGGCCUUUGACUCAAUGGAUGAAGGUGGAUUCUCCUUACCGUUAACAAAGCCGCUACAAAAUAAAACACUUAUUAACGUAAAAUUGCAACUAAACUCUGCAAAAUACACGGAGAUAGUGAAAAUCCCACAUUCCCUCACUAUUCAACCUGAACAAAAUACAAAAAAUGAACAGCAUCAUAUCAAUUCAGUAAUUGAGAAUAUCAGUACUGGACGAAAUAUAUUCCUCAGUGACAAGUUCCUCAAGUCAUUCAAAGAAUUGUCUAUAGGAUUGGAUUUAGUUUCUUUGAGGAUGGAAACUGAAAAUGGUUCAGUAAAUAUCAAACUCUCAUGCUAUAAUUGUUCUAUGUUGGAAUACUCCGUUAUUUCCAAUGAUAUUGAUAAAAUUUUCCUCAUUAAAGAACAGACUUAUGAACCAACCUAUCAUUUACUUUGUUAUCUGUGUCACGUAUAUGUCACCAAGAAGAACAUUAAAUUAGAAAGUAACUGGGAUUUGUUGAAGGCUUCAGUUGCCAAACAAAUUCAUUACUUCUGUUCUUGGAAAUGUGGUAAAUAUUACAAUUUUUCUUAUGUAAAUACACAUGAAUUAUUAUGUGAGAACCAUCCUAGGAGGAAAUAUACUCAACAAUACUUAACGAAUAGAUUUGAUGAUUGGGACAUCUCUCCCAAAUCAACCAUACAAAUAAAGAUGUCUAUUGAAAAAUCACCAAUAAAAAUUCGUGUAUGCGUGUCCAGCACUUUUGUUCGCCUGGAAUUCAAGUGGAAACAGCCGCAUUGGGAAAUUAGCAUUUCAUUAGAAGAUGAGAAUAUGCCUUCUUUCCAACCAAGAGCACUAGUUUUCAACUUUCAAAAUGAAUUUCUAGAGUUGGUGGAAAAACAGAGCACACUUUAUCACCGGGAAAUUUUUAAAGUCAAGUGCUACUUGAAAAGUUCCUUGAACACGCCAACUUGGGAGGAAGAAACAAGUGGUCCUGCUGGACCUAAAGUAGCUUUGGUCGAAUGGGAUCAACAUGCCUUCUACACUGUGGGAGUUUCUGGUGUAUGAAAAUUUCGUCAAUUCGGCGGUGGUGAUUAUUAAAACUCAGUCAUUAUAAGAGAUACGAGGUCUGAAUUUAUAAUUUUCGUUUUUAUUUUUUCAAGCGGAAACCAAAAGACCUAGAUGUUUCUGACUGGGACAUUCUCAAGGCACUUUUUUACAAGGCAUCUGAAUCUGUCAUUGUAUUUUCCAUGACGUUCUUGAUGCCAAAGUUAUAACACACAACUUUGUUUUUUCUUAUGGGCGCCAUAUAGGAUUUUUACUUUUCUGAAAAGUCUAUUUUUUUGUUGAUGAUUACAAUGAUGUCGAGCUCAUCUACUUAAAAACUAUGGUUUUGAAUUAGGAACGAGGCAAUGAGCUAGAAGUUUAUUCUUAGCAACACAAAACAAAGUCUAAACACAAUUCUACGCGUUUCCUUAGAUUCUGAAUUGCUUGCGAGAUGUCCCGUCUUCUUAUCUUAGUCCUGAAAGUGGUGAUUAUGGGUCUUCUCAGCUCAUCAAUAUCGAUCGGUACAGUUUUGAAAAUCAAAUCUUUCAAAGUUCCCAAUAAAUAAUAAUCCAGCGAAGAGAGAGCAGGUGACCGCGCUGGCCAACUUAUGUCUCCGUUGUUGGGAACAUAUCUGACAGACACUCGGCAACCCUUCUUGCGUUAUGUGGAUAAGAUUAAGAAUUCAAUAGUUCUGAUCGCAUAUUCAAUUGAACUCAGUUUGUUGAAUAAAACUGUUAGCGUUCCUUCCAAAGCACUCUUCGCAAAACUGUUUUUUUUGUCAAUUUUGAUCAACAGGAAAGAUUCGAUCAUAUCGUGUGAUACAUCAUUGUAAUCAG
Messenger RNA from Phaedon cochleariae (mustard beetle), 3449 nucleotides. Lineage: Eukaryota; Metazoa; Arthropoda; Insecta; Coleoptera; Chrysomelidae. The record is from the annotation of a GenBank genome assembly.